UUGCCGGAAGUAAAUCUGAACUUUGCGAGUGGAGCAUGUUUGAGUUUACAUGUGGAUCUAGAUUCAUUUAAAUGAACCUAGGAAUUUAGUAGUCAUUGUCCAUAAAUCACAGCAGCCAUGGGAAAAAAAGGCAAGAAGGAAAAAAAGGUGACGGGAGCGGAGAAAACUGCUUCCAAAAUGGAGAAAAAGGUUUCAAAGAGGUCCAAACGAGAAGAGGAAGAUUUGGAGGCUAUGAUUGCUGAGUUUCAGAGUCUGGAUGCUAAGAAGACCCAGAUAGUAGAGACAACAUGUCCUUCUCCAUCACCAAGACUGAAUGCGUCUCUCUCUGCCCAUCCUGAGAAAGAUGAACUCAUCAUGUUUGGUGGAGAAUUUUUCAAUGGAAAAAAGACAUAUUUGUACAACGAUUUGUUUUUCUACAACAUCAAGAAGAACAGCUGGGUGAAAUCAGACAUUCCCAACCCUCCUCCACCACGCUGCUCUCACCAGGCUGUGGUAGUCCCUCAGGGUGGAGGCCAGCUCUGGGUGUUUGGGGGGGAGUUCGCCUCUCCAAAUGGAGAACAGUUCUACCACUACAAGGACCUGUGGGUGCUGCACCUGGCUACACACGCGUGGGAGAACAUCAAAGCAUCCGGUGGUCCGUCGGGCCGCAGUGGCCACCGUAUGGUCCUCAGCAAGAGACAGCUGCUCGUGUUUGGAGGUUUCCAUGAGAGCACCAGGGAUUUUAUCUACUACAAUGAUGUCUACUCUUUCUCCCUGGACACCUUCUCCUGGUCACGCCUCACCCCAUCAGGAUCUGCCCCCUCCCCGCGGUCGGCUUGUCAGAUGACCUCCCUGCCAGAUGGCACAGGUGUGAUCGUCUACGGCGGAUACUCUAAACUGAGAGUCAAGAAGGAUGUUGAGAAAGGAACCAUCCACUCCGACAUGUUCCUUCUGAAGCGGGAGGGUAAAGAUGGCCAAGAGAAGUGGUCCUGGUCCAGAGUGAGCCCCUCGGGGGCAAAGCCCCCUCCUCGGUCUGGCUUCUCCAUGGCUGUGGGGCCAGCGGGACGGGCGGUCCUGUUCGGGGGGGUUUGUGAUGAGGAAGAGGAGGAAACACUGGAAGGCGACUUCUACAAUGAUCUUUACCUGUACGACACGAUGAAGAGCCGCUGGUUUCCCGGCGUGCUGAGGGGCAACAAGACGGAGAAAAAGAAACGGCGGAGGGGGAAGAAGGGCGGAGGAGGAGGAGAGGAGGAGGAGGGAGGAGGGAUGAAGAACGAAGGGAAGGAACAGGCGGCUCAAGGGCCCACUGAGGUUGUGAAGGAGAUCGUCUCAGAAGAUGGAACAGUGAUGACCAUCAAGGAGGUGAUCCCUGCUCUUCAGGAGGAGGAGAUCACGGAGGAGGAGGAGGAAGAAGAGGAGGAUGAGGAUGGUUCAGCCUCGGCGCCACCAGUGGAGCCUUACCCGAGGUCCAGCGCCAUGGCAACAGUCCGGCAGGGCAGACUGUUCCUGUUCGGAGGGAUGUUCGAGGUGGGAGACCGCCAGUUCACCUUGAGUGACUUUUACUGCCUGGACCUGAACAAGAUGGAGCAGUGGGAGGUCCUGGUGGAAAUGGACCCAAAGACACAGGAGUGGCUGGAGGAGUCUGAGUCAGAGGAAGAGGAAGAAGGAGCCGAAGGAGACGAAGGGUCUGACGAAGACAGCGAGGAUGAGGAAGAUGAAGAAGAAGAAGAGCACCCAGCAGUACAAGAGGGAGAGUCGGAGACGGACUACCAGAUCCGCACGGAGACUUACUGGACGAAACUUGCACGUGCCAACAUGGGCCCCGAUGCCAAGGAGAAAAAGGUUACGAAGAUCGGCGUCGCCAUGGCUAAAGUCUUCUAUGAAGACCAGUAGUGGACACACACAUCUGUCUGAGUGACCGCUAGUGUGUGUUACGUUUUUUUUAAUUUCAAAAGCACCAGGGAAUGUCAUUUAAAUACAAAUACGCGGCCAUAAAGAAGAGUUUCUGCAAGAUUUCUAAAUGUGAAAAAAAAAACUCUUAACUUUACCACACAGUGCAAAUUUGUUUAAAAAACAAUUUUCAGUAAUGCUGCCAUUAAAGUUUAGUUGUUUUUAUGUUGUG
Cololabis saira (Pacific saury) is the source of this 2101-nucleotide messenger RNA. RefSeq names its product kelch domain containing 4 (gene klhdc4). The record is from RefSeq and is a predicted model, not a curated record. Gene Ontology annotation, molecular function: protein binding. The coding region runs from base 118 to 1872 and encodes 584 amino acids. Lineage: Eukaryota; Metazoa; Chordata; Actinopteri; Beloniformes; Belonidae. The transcript is spliced from 13 exons.